AGUCAGUUAAAGCACUUGUUGCGACAAAAUCGGGCGCGCACUCUUGCUGUCACAUUUGAGGAGAAUUUCGUUUUCCGCUGCAUACAUGGAGAAGUGCUCUUAGCUCCUGCGUGUGACAUUUUAGUGUCUGGAUCAUCUCUAGUGAAUCGCUACAACCCUAACGGUUUGGUAUCCACGAUAUCCACGAAAAUGGUGAUCACCCUGGCUUUUUGGCUUUUCCUUUCAAUAGGAGCGAUUUCGGCAGAAAGAAAAUUUAGGAACGCUCCAAUCGCUACAAGCGUAAAAACCGGAGUAAAUUUUGAUUGCCCCGAAGAAUUUGGAUACUAUCCACACCCCAGCGACUGCACGCAGUACUACGUUUGUGUUUUCGGUGGAGCACUUUUGGAAUCAUGCACUGGAGGCCUUAUGUACAGCCAUGAGCUCCAAACCUGUGACUGGCCCAGGAACGUGGGUUGCGAUGGAUUGGACGUGUCAGUGUCCGGUUCUCCAGCUUCCUUUUCCUACAGCACACCGUCGAGGAGCAAAGAGAGAGGAAGAGAGAAGGAAAAAGUUAGAAAUGAGUCGCGAACUAAAUAUUCGCCACCUCCUCCACCACCACCACCUCCUGCACAGCCUGCUGCCGUUGUGACAUCUAGAGGCCAACCCAGAAAUUUGCAUCAGAGCCAACAACAAGAAAUUAUUAAGAGAAAACAACAACAACAGCUUUAUGCUGAUGCAGAAGAAACUUUGCCUCCGGCCGAAGAAAUUGAAAAUGAUCGUCAACAACGUGUCUAUCGUGGACAACCUUCAACCAUUGGUCAAGUACAAAGAGACAGAGAUGGUCUCAGACAUUCUAAUGCCAUAUCUUCAUACAGUGGAAGAGGCGAAAAAAUCGGUGUAAUCUCAUUUGGAACUCAAAAUCAACAUUACAGAUCGACUGAUGACGACAAACUACUUAAAUAUUUGACAUCAAAGAAGAGACAUAAGAGACAAAUACGAAAAAGUCACCUUCCUGAAACCCUACAUCAUCAUCCCAGACAAGGGACAGAGAAAAAAAUUGUGGAUUUUGUGCAAUUUCAGCCGUUGACUGAAAAUACCUAUAAAAGCCACACCAAGAGAAUUAACUUUAAUCCUAGCGCACAGAUAAGUAAUAACGAAGAAGAAUUCCACCCUUUUACUCCUAGUUACCAAAAAUCUAGCAAUUACCAAUACAUCGCUUUUGGGAAGUAUGCUGAUACGCCAAGAACUUCUACAUCUAGAUACGUAGAUAACUACACACCAAGAACUAAUAAAAUAAAUCGCUACCCAAUUAAAUAUAAACAGUCACCUGUCUUAAUCCUUCAAGGGGAUUACAGUCAGAUAGAGCCUCUGACAGUUCCUAACCAAUCACAAAAACAAGAUAAAAAUAAUCAAAUAACCCAAGCCUUAGUAUCGCCUUAUACAGAAACUACCAACACAACCGAAGAAUUGCAAGAUAAAUCCGAAGACAGUACAAAUCAUGAAUCAACUGAAAGUGCUAAUAACGAAACUCUUUAUAACGCAGAAUACGAUCAUUUUCAACCGCCUCCAGAGUUUUUUAAAUCCGAGAACAAGUACGCUAAUAUCAAGAAUCCGUUUGCAAACCCAAACUUCGAUUUCGAUGAGUUCCUCAAGAGGUUUGAAGAUUUCCUUACCACUACAGCGAAGCCCACAGAAAAAGUUACUACAACCAGAGCUCUGCCGCCUCAUUUAAACGUAACAGAUAUAUCACCAGGCCUAAACAAUCACAGAAGCAUCUAUUCCAAAGUAAUAUCAGAUUACGCGGAUGGUAAUGGAUUUAAAGAUGACAAAAAUAUAAAUAAUAAAAGAUACAACUAUCCAACUGUUGAUCCUAUUAACUAUGUUUAUAAACAUUUAGGAAACGGAUCCGUUUUGGUAAUUCCGAAAGCAGAUGAAAAAAAAAUUCAUCCAAAUUAUGGGUGCGUCGAUGCAAAUAACUCAAGCAAAAGUAUUUGCAACCAAGAUAUUAAACAAGAACCAAAACCUUUUUCGAAAGCUAACCAACUGAACAAGUCCAAUGAUUAUUACUAUUAUUACGACGGAUAUGAAGACGAACCUUACUCCGACAAAGACAAUAAGAAAAACAACAAAGAUUAUAUUUAUUACUACGAAGACUAUUAUUAUCCAGAAUUUAAUUUAAGUAAGAGUUCUUCAACUAACACAACAAAUCGAAGCAAACCACAAACUUUAGAAACUGAGCGACAAACUUACAACGUUUCCAGUACUCCUCUUACAACAAUGACAACAACAACAACAUCACCAAUAACAACAACACCAAUAACAACAACUAGUACUACUACCACCACUGUUGUUCCCUCUACAGUUUUAUAUAAACAAAAUACUCGUAUAAGUAGUAAGCCAAAAUAUUCGCUAAACACAAAUAGGGGUUUAAACAGAAUUAAUAGACCUCUAAGUAAUACAAACAGGAAGAGAAAUGAAGAAAAAAUUAGACAUCAACAAACAACAACACAGUCUAAUGCAAUUGGUUCUAAAAAAUUACGAUGGAAAGGUAACAAGAGUGAAGAAAAAACUGUAGCUCCACAGCAAGCCUCAGUAUCCGCUGUAACUGCGCCAGCAAGGAAUAUUUACAAUGGAUCCCAAUAUAACGACAACCGCUAUGAACCUUAUUAUGCUCUAUAUGAUGACGAUGUUGAAAUAUACAGAGAUGAAUAUCCUGCAAAUGAAAAUAACUACAACACAAACCAAAAUCAACAUUCUUCGUCGACUGCUUACAGAGGCACGUCUCCAAUUAAUACAGUAACUUCGGCUUCUGUAAGAAAUGAAAUACCACGACGUGGCAAUACUGUCUACAUUGAAAAUAAUAUCAGUCACCAAGAUAUUUAUCAACCGUCAACAGCUGCUGAUUAUACAGAAAAUAGUAAAUACGACAAUCAAGCUGAUGAUCAGAGCUCGUACAAACAAAGCAACAGACAAUCUUACAGCGCAAGGCCUGAACCAACAGAUCAGAAUCAGUCAAUUGCAGAAAUUUUAAACACAAUACCACCAAACUAUCAACAAACGUAUGACAGAUACGAACCUUUCCCUCCUACUUACCUUCAAGUACCUGAUGAUUCAAACAACAACCAAAACCUUACUUUCGUUAUUUUAGAUUCUUACCUAGACCAGGAGCGCUCCCCACACCAACAACAGGUCAUUAUUAAAAACAUUUCAGAGUUUAAUAAUGAUAGUUUUGAUAAUGAUCCAUUAGUUGAUGCUAUAAUUCCAACUACUAAUAGACCCACUUAUUAUUACAUAACAAAAGCUAGCGUUACUACGGCUGUUAACCCUAGCACUACUAGCACAACUACUACUACCACAACUACAACUACAACCACAACAACUCCUGAACCUGAAAAUCUUUCAAGGAGUAAUUCUGUAAAUAAAUACCCAUCUCUCACUCAAGUUAUUGCUCCAACAACUUACUCCCCCUUUAGAUUUGUCCUUAAAGCUCCAAUUCCAAAACCUGUUGUAAUUGAAACUACGCCAAUUUCAAAUAAUUGGAGACUUAACGAUACAAACCCUUUAGUUUAUCAAAAUACUAAAAGUAAUAAUCUUAAAGCUUACAAAGCUCUGAAAGCUGUACGGAAAAUUUUAAAUCCAGUUUCUCUUAAUCACGAGCUGUCUCCCUCUUUCGAACAAGAAUUUACAAAAGAAGAAGAACCGGUUAAGUUAAAAUAUUUUGCUAACGAUGUUAGAAUUAAUAAUGACAAAUUCGUACCGACAAAUACGAGAUUUCUAAAUAAAAAUCGGAAAACUAGUACUUCUACUGAAACGACAUCUAUGACAGUUGAUGCAGAUGUUAAAGCAGUCGAAGAUAAAGAUAAAUUUAGUACUGUAGAGUUACAUUCGACAGAGACGUACUCUAACGAUGAUAAAAUCACAAAAAGACCUAGACAAGACCAAUUUUCUAAACAAGAACCCAAACCUUUCUCCAAACCAUUUGUAACUACUACGACAAAAAUAAAUUUUCUGCACAAUGAUUCGAACCCAACUAGAGCAUCCCGUGUCAACGCCGCUAUUAAAUCUCUCAUAACUCUUGGAGAGACGCGAGGAUCGAAUAAAAACAAAGAAGGCGUGAUUUUCCCUUCAAAAAACUAUUCGAAUAAGAGAACACCAUCAAGGGGUCGUGGCUCAGUACAAUACUCUGGUGCAGGUGACCAAAUAACAAAUAACGAAGUAAUUGUCACUAACAAUAGGGGUACACCACCUACUCGGUCUAGACCAACCCUAAAACCGUCUACUUCGAUCGUUUCAAAAGCUCAAGAAUUCGUAGAUGUCUAUAGGUAUCCUCCCAGACGUCCUGAUGCAAUUUAUCCACAGCCUCAAGUUGAUAAAACCGCAGCUAAAUGUCGCAAAGAUGUUUGUUUGCUUCCAGAUUGCAGCUGUGGUGGCAAAGAAAUCCCUGGUGACCUUCCUGUGGAGCAAGUGCCUCAAAUUGUCUUAUUAACCUUCGACGAUUCAGUUAAUGAUUUAAACAAAGGUCUGUACCAGGAUUUGUUCGAAAAAGGCAGAGCCAAUCCCAACGGAUGUCCAAUAGCUGCCACUUUCUACGUAUCCCACGAAUGGACUGAUUACAGUCAAGUCCAGAAUUUAUAUGCAGAUGGUCACGAACUUGCUUCUCACACAGUAUCGCACAGCUUUGGAGAGCAAUUCUCGCAGAAGAAGUGGACGCGCGAAGUUGCUGGACAAAGAGAAAUCCUCGCUGCCUAUGGUGGCGUACAUCUUGAAGAUGUCAGAGGAAUGAGAGCUCCUUUCUUAUCGGUUGGUGGUAACAAGAUGUUCAAAAUGUUGUACGACUCCAACUUUACCUACGACUCUUCUAUGCCUAUUUAUGAGAAUAAACCACCAAGCUGGCCUUAUACUUUGGACUACAAACUGUUUCAUGAUUGCAUGAUACCUCCUUGCCCAACCAGAUCAUAUCCUGGUGUAUGGGAAGUGCCUAUGGUAAUGUGGCAAGACUUGAACGGAGGAAGAUGCUCCAUGGGCGAUGCUUGCAGCAAUCCACCUGAUGCAGAUGGAGUAUAUAAAAUGUUAUUAAAGAACUUUAUGAGACAUUAUACCACUAAUAGGGCACCAUUCGGUUUGUUCUAUCAUGCUGCUUGGUUCACCCAACCGCAUCACAAAGAAGGUUUUAUCAACUUUAUCGACACUAUCCUAGCUAAAAACGAUGUAUGGCUCCUAACAAAUUGGCAAGCUAUUCAAUGGGUUAGAGAUCCUACACCGACUUCCAGACUUGGUUCAUUCCAACCUUUCCAAUGUAACUAUUCGGAUCGUCCAAAGAGAUGCAACAAUCCUAAAGUGUGCAACUUGUGGCAUAAAUCUGGUGUUCGAUACAUGAGGACCUGUCAACCUUGUCCAGACAUCUAUCCAUGGACUGGAAACACUGGAAUUAGAAGUAGCAAAAUCGACAACGAUAUUGGAGAUUAAACUAGUUAAUUAUUUGUCAAUUCUCCUUUUUUUAGCCAUCAAAUUGUUGGUGUUUCGUUAGAAUAAUCGCGAAAAACAAAUCGUGAAAAACAAAAUACCAUGCGUAAAAUCGAUUGUAUUACAGAAUGCGACAUUUUUAAGUUGGUGUCAACUCUGGGGUAUGGUCACAUUCUAAACACAUCGAUGUUACCUGCCAUAUAAAAUAGUUAGCGUUAUAUAUUAUUUUCAACUUCAAUAAUCAAAUGCUUAUGGCUUUCAUUUAAUUGCCCGGAAUCAAAAUAAUGUAAAAAAAAGUUUGAUGUUAUUAUUUAAUAUUUUCGGGGAAGAAUUGUUUUAAAUUUUUUUCUCGGGUAGAUAAAAUAUUAAAUGAUUCCAUUAAAUCCAUGUUCAGACAUUAAGGGUGAUCAAUAGCCCAGAAGUUUCUCGCUAUUCGUUAUUCUUAAUCGUUUUUGUGGAAGUAUUUAAUUUAUGACGACUAGAGGGAUCUCCAAAAACAACACGAAAACUACUCGAACAAUUUUGUGUCUAGCUAAAUAAUAAAAAUACUGAAAUUGGUGAAACAUGAAGUUCUUUGUAUGUAUGUGAUUCAGUAGGUACAUACUUAUAAUAAUAUUUAUAAAAAUUACGAUGUUGUUCAGGUGUCAAGAACAAACCGAUCUUCAUACCUAACCAACAUCUCUAUAUAUAAUUAGUUGUAAAUAUAAAAUAAUUAAUAUUGUAUUGGUUUGAAUUUGAGACAAACAUUCAAAAUUGUUAAGAUAAUUAAAGAAAAAACACGCGUAUUACAAUAGUAGGUAAUGAUAAUUAUAAUAUUAAAUAUAGCAAUAUAAUUCGAAAUUGUAUUUAAAUACUUUUUUUAAUUUAUUGUCUUUCCAAACAGCAGUGGUUGGUAAAUAUCAACAAAAUAAAAUUAGAAAAA
Messenger RNA from Psylliodes chrysocephalus, 6364 nucleotides. Lineage: Eukaryota; Metazoa; Arthropoda; Insecta; Coleoptera; Chrysomelidae. The record is from the annotation of a GenBank genome assembly.